GUGAAUGGGCCUUUAAAUGUCGAAAUUAUAAACUGUCGUAGUUCUGAUGCUCAACAAUAUAAAGGUUAUAUACCUACUAAUAAUAACAAUACGAGUCAAUAAUAACUAACCACUGACUGACUAUCCAUCUCCCGACGUAGGCACGUGGUACUCGCUCUCUACACGUGACAAAAUUAACGUGGAUAAUUUGAAGAAACAAAUUCAACGUCCCGCGUAGUCUUACAGCUAUUCAACGUGCCUCAUAACGUAUGAGUAAGUUACUAAACUUAACUCCAUGCUCGGGGAGUUCUCACAACAUGGAAACUUAGAGUAAUCACCGUCCAACCCUUAAGACUUUCAUCAGCUCGAACUGCAACACCUUCUGACGAAACAACCCUGUCGGAGAACAUCUGAACUAUUCCCACAGUUUGCAUCUUCCGCUUUCCUGUUCGGUUAAUCAGGCAAUCCAACAGUGACCGUCUUUGUUGGGAUUGUUUCAAAAACUGGUCAUUUCAAACAUCAAGCACCUUAAGAAUUAAAGUUGAUGAGGAAUUCGAAGAAAUUAGGUGUAAAAGUUUGAACAAGUGUGGUCCUCUCAGGUUAAUACUGAUUUCUACAACGAGUACCAGUACCUGUUCUUCCUGCUCUCACCAGCGCUUUGAUCUUCUGAUGACCGAGAGCUUGAAAGCUAUGUCCAGUAGCCUAACAAUUGAAGGUCGACCGUGGCCAGUAGCCAAUCACUUUGCUAGCCACUUCUUCUUGUGUGGAAUGUGUCGAAACAGAUAUACCAAGCCUAAAGUUCUACCUUGCCUUCACACGUUUUGUGAGAGUUGUUUGUCAUUGUACAUCCCAGCAGAGAGCCUAACGAUCACUUGCCCCAUCUGUCGACAACAAUCAAUUCUACCGAAACAAGGAGUACCGGAGCUCCCAAAUAAUUUCUUCAUCGCAAAUCUGAUGGAACUAUUGGAGCAUCCUGCUGCCUGCCAGCGCAGAGAAUGUCAAACACCAGGGGUGCGGAAGUGCAUGUCAUGUGACCAGUUCUUCUGCGAUACCUGCUGUGGUGCACAUAAGGAGGAGUCGCCAUCUUGUGACGAGAUGAUCGUUUCUAUCAGCGAACUGGCUCUGUUGGAAGAACAGGAACUGAACAAAGAGAACCCAUCGCUAAUGUGCCCCAAACAUUCGUGUCAAACUCUUCGAUUUUACUGUCGCAAUUGCGAAACGGCUGUGUGUGUCACGUGUACAGAUAUCGAACACGGUGGCCAUUGCACCGUGAGAUUACGAGAUGCUAUAGAGGAUCAGAAGGAUUCUUUGAAAGUACUUCUUCGGAAAGCAUAUUCGCAGGUACCAAAUUUAAACAAGGCUAUUGAAAUCAUUAACUCCACCUCACACGACCUAUCGCAAAAACAUUCGGAUGUUUUAAGAGAAGUUUCUUUUUGUUUCGAUUCGCUAAUUGAGGUGGUUCAGAUGAGGAAGUCGUUCCUCCUCAAAGAGCUUGAUCAUUGCCACAGAUCGAAACAACAAAUUCUUUUCGAACAAAGAGAAGCACUCGAACAGUGUCUGAAUAACCUGGCAAAUAGCUGCGAGUUCACGGAAAACGCCCUCACGCAUGGCAACGAAACCGAAAUACUAUUGGUGAACAAACAAAUAGCAGAAAAAUUAAAAGAAUUUUCCGAAUUAGUUGUGAAAAAGGCUCCCGAAGAAAAUAGCUACAUCGCUUUCGAAGGAGAGAAUCUAAACGUAAUGAAAACGAAUAUACAAAAUUUCGGACGUAUACGAACGAACAGUGCUAUUGCACACGAGACGACGGCCUCUGGUGAGGGGCUGAAACAAUGCAUCGUGGGAAAGCCAACUUUUGUGAACGUUGUCACGAAAAACAGACGCGGAGAAAUGGUUAAAACGGGAAACGCUUUGCUCGAAACAGAAAUAGUUUCGGCGAGGACUGCCCUGUCAUUCAGACCGGAAGUGACAGCACAGAAGAAUGGAAGCUACGAUGUAAUCUAUACUGUCACAGAGGAAGGUCACUACAAGCUGGCCAUCAAGUUGUUUGGAAAAGACAUAAAAGGAAGCCCGUACCAGGUUAAAGCGUCUGUGGAAGAGGGUAGUUCUUCCAGCGAUCGUCCAGUCAGUUCCAAGAUUCCUAGGACGACGGGAGUACGACAGCGCGCGGUCAAACGGCCACCAAGCUAUCCGUCAACCACGUCACUGUCUAGAAAGAAUCCUGUUGAAGACGACUUUUUAAGGAGAGUUGGAAACAAAGGACGUGGGAAGGGAGAGUUCACCAAUCCUCAAGGAGUCUGUUUAACGCCAGCUGGAUACAUCGUGGUGACCGACAGCAACAACCAAUCUAUUCAGGUUUUUUCUCUCAGAGGUGACCAUAAGCUGAGCUUUGGAACAAAAGGAAGAAGUGCUGGCCAGAUUCAAAGGCCAACAGGUGUCGCUGUCACCCCGACUGGAAGCUAUGUUGUGGCGGAUUAUGAGAAUAAAUGGAUUAGUGUGUUUAAUUCCUCCGGCAAAUUUCUAGGUCGUUUAGGAGUAGGAAAAUUGCUUGGUCCUAAAGGAGUGGCGCUCGAUAACAACGGACAUAUUAUAGUUAUCGAUAACAAAGCUUGUAAUAUUCUGAUAUUUCAAGAGAACGGCAAACUUUUGAAUAAAUUUGGAUCGAGAGGAACAGGCAAUACAAAAUUUGCCGGUCCUCAUUAUGUAGCUGUAAAUAGCAAAAAUCACUUGCUGGUUUCCGAUUUUCAUAACCACUGUAUUAAGGUAUUUGACAGUGAAGGAAAUUACAUCUCUAGUUUUGGAUCCAGCGGCCAGGGCAAUGGUCAGUUUAAUGCCCCAACAGGUGUCGCUGUUGACAACCAAGACAACAUUCUGGUUGCUGACUGGGGAAACAGUCGUAUUCAGGUAACGUACAAUGAAACCUCUUCCCCCUCCCCCCAAAAAAAAUCGUCUUGUAAAACUAUCAAUUAAAUUUGAAGUUAAGGC
Limulus polyphemus (Atlantic horseshoe crab) is the source of this 2961-nucleotide messenger RNA. Its product is annotated as tripartite motif-containing protein 2-like. Gene Ontology annotation, molecular function: zinc ion binding; protein binding; ubiquitin protein ligase activity. Gene Ontology annotation, biological process: proteasome-mediated ubiquitin-dependent protein catabolic process; negative regulation of translation; protein polyubiquitination. The transcript has 5 exons. NCBI's taxonomy places the organism in Eukaryota, Metazoa, Arthropoda, Merostomata, Xiphosura, Limulidae. The coding region runs from base 649 to 2946 and encodes 765 amino acids. The record is from RefSeq and is a predicted model, not a curated record.